Cotesia glomerata is the source of this 1889-nucleotide messenger RNA. Its product is annotated as sodium channel protein Nach-like. Gene Ontology annotation, cellular component: membrane. The record is from RefSeq and is a predicted model, not a curated record. Lineage: Eukaryota; Metazoa; Arthropoda; Insecta; Hymenoptera; Braconidae. The transcript has 11 exons. Gene Ontology annotation, biological process: sodium ion transmembrane transport. The coding region runs from base 52 to 1869 and encodes 605 amino acids. Gene Ontology annotation, molecular function: ligand-gated sodium channel activity.
UUGUCGCUCAAUAGCUGCAAAAUAGCUUACCAAUAAAGACAAAUAAAUAAAAUGGAGACAAUAAGUAUCAGAGUAGAUAAAAAAAAUUUCCGUCGGCCUCAGAAUCGUUGGGUGUCGUCAGCAAAACCAAAACGAGCCACCACAGCUUGGGGAAAAUUUAUAAUAAUUCUCAAGAAGCAUGUAAAGCUUUUUUGCGACAAUACGAGUCUGGUUGGUUACAAAUAUUUGACAGAACCGGGACGCCCAGUUCGUGAAAGAGUUUUCUGGAUAAUAAUUCAUACGGUAACUUUGUGCACGCUGAGUGUUACUAUAUUCAGUCUUUGGAAACAGUAUGUCGAUACGCCGGUGGUGACUCUGGUAGAUUCGGACCAUUACCCGUCCAACGAGCUCGAUUUACCAGGUGUUUCUAUUUGUAAUAUUAAUCGGAUGAGCAGGAAAGCGGUUGAAAUUUUCGCUCAAGAACUUAUCGACGCUAAAGCAACGAAUGCUUCAUUUAUCGAAGUGAUGAAAAUGAUCCUUGGACUAGGCAGUCUCUAUGAAACUGGAUACGAUCGAACCGAAACCGACGAGAAAAUGGAUUUGUUGAUUGAUGAAGUGCUGCGUAAGUUUUAUCGUGAGGAUGAUUACGACGUUACACCGUUAUUGAAGCGACUAUCUCCAAGUUGUACAAAGGGAAUACAGUCCUGUUACUUUCGAAAUAAACUUGUUAAUUGCUCGGAUUUAUUCAAGUUUCGUAAAAACCAGCAUGGAUACUGCUGCAUAUUCAAUUACAUACGUGAGCCGGACGAAAUUAUCACAGACAAGGAAUUUAAAAAACAUAAACCGUUGCGGUCCCUCAAGAUAGGAAAUUCAGGAAUUGCCAAUGGACUGUCAAUUGUGUUAGAACCAGAGCUGGAAGAUUAUUUUUUUACAUUUUUUGAAAUGAUCGGUUGGAAGAUAGCAAUAUUUAAUUCUGGUGAUUACCCCGACAAUACCAGUGGUGGUGUAUCCGAGGUACUGAUAUCACCGUCAACGGAAAAUUUCAUCCAACUAACCGUGAAAUCAUUCACGAGCACAGAAGCAGUUAGAAGCGUACCUAAAGAGAAACGGGAGUGCAUAUUCAGCGACGAGGAAAAAGUACUGCAGGCUAAUUACACUUACAGUGAUUGCAUCGUCGACUGUCGCGCUAAGUCAAUUUGGGAGACCUGCAACUGCAGACCCUUCUCUUUGCCCCGACGCGGUAACGAUGAAUAUAGCCGGAAAGUUUGCAAUACCAAAAACAGCGAUUGCAUUCAUCGUAAUCAAGUGAAAUGGUGGUCAGUAUUACCUCACGAAGUAACAAAUCCAGAAGAAGUUGAAAACUUCGAAAGAGCUGUUGAAGGAGACGGAGAUAACUUAUUGCACUGUAACAGUUGCUAUCCGGCGUGUAACGACGUGUCUUAUUAUGUUUUUAAUGACUUCGUGCCUCUUCAAACAGGGUAUUAUCAGUCGGAAUUACUGGACAAUCUUGAAGUUAAGGAUCAAAGUAUUGUUCAUAUUUACUUUAUAAACUUCGGAAGUGUACGGCUCAAAAUGGACUUGGGCUAUUACUGGUACGAGCUACUCAGCAAUAUCGGAGGAAUAUGUGGAAUAUUCAUCGGCUUCAGUCUUCUUAGUCUUGUUGAACUGGGUUAUUUCUUCCUCGGUUUUAUUUAUGAAAUUUGCUGUCCAGGUAAAAUAAUAACUGAAGUUGGAAACACGAUAGAGGACCCGGGAGACCCUGGUGACACUGAAAGGUCUGCUACAGAUAUGCAAUCCGUUAACAGAAUCUACUGGAACGAGCUGCUGUCACAGCCGAGAGUCGGUAUGAAAAAUAAGAUUGUUCGUCCGCGACGUAAACUCAGAUAUUGAAUUUACAAUUGACUUUUGAA